AUGGCGGCGGGAGGAAAGGCAGAGACUGCCCCUUCCUUCUCGCUUCCCCCGGUACCUUGCAGUGCUGUCCGUAGCCGGUGCUCGCCCUCCUCCUCCACCGGCAGCUGCCUUGUGUUGUUGUCUCCCUCCCAGCCUGUGCCAACAGCACUGGCUCAGGUCGACCGUGAAAAGAUCUACCAGUGGAUCAAUGAGCUGUCCAGCCCUGAGACACGGGAGAAUGCGCUGCUGGAGCUGAGCAAGAAGCGUGAGUCUGUGCCUGACCUUGCCCCGAUGCUGUGGCACUCGUUUGGCACGAUUGCAGCCCUCCUUCAGGAAAUUGUAAAUAUUUAUCCAUCAAUCAACCCUCCGACUUUGACAGCCCAUCAGUCCAACAGAGUCUGCAAUGCUUUAGCUCUACUACAGUGUGUUGCAUCACAUCCUGAAACGAGGUCAGCUUUUCUGGCAGCUCAUAUCCCUCUCUUCCUGUACCCCUUCUUGCACACAGUUAGCAAGACACGUCCGUUUGAGUACCUGCGGCUCACCAGCCUCGGAGUGAUUGGGGCCUUGGUGAAAACCGAUGAGCAAGAAGUGAUAAAUUUCUUAUUGACAACAGAAAUUAUCCCCCUGUGCUUACGCAUUAUGGAGUCUGGCAGUGAACUCUCCAAAACGGUUGCUACAUUUAUUCUUCAGAAAAUCCUCCUGGAUGACACAGGGCUGGCAUAUAUCUGUCAGACUUACGAGCGGUUUUCCCAUGUUGCCAUGAUACUGGGUAAAAUGGUCCUGCAGCUCUCCAAGGAGCCGUCGGCACGGCUGCUGAAACAUGUCGUCCGCUGCUACCUUCGCCUUUCCGAUAACCCCAGGGCACGUGAAGCUCUCAGGCAGUGCCUUCCUGACCAACUGAAGGACACCACCUUCGCCCAGGUCCUGAAGGACGACACCACCACAAAGCGCUGGCUGGCUCAGCUCGUCAAGAACCUGCAAGAGGGUCAAGUCACUGACCCACGGGGCAUCCCUCUUCCUCCGCAAUGACUGCUGGGGGAGGUGGGGGACUGGGGAAGAAAACAGCUCAGGUUUACAAAGAACCAGGAACAGGUGACCUGUUCCGCAACAAACUGAGCACGCCAGCUGGCUGCCGGCCUGUUGGACCAUCCCACCCAGCCAAAGCGCUGCUCUGUAGCAAUGCAGCAUGCCUCUGGGGAUCGCAACACCAGCAAAUGCUGAUAUUACAGCUUCAAAAAAAAAAAAAAAUCAAUAGAAACAAUCUGUAAAGAUCCCCAUCUCUCCAGGAGGCUUGGCUGGCAUCUCUCCCCCCACUGCCAGGCAGGGGGUAGUGUGGAUGUCCGCUCUUCUAGCUAGCUCAGCCUCUGCCCAAGCGGUGCGUGACACGGGCUGUGUGCACCACCUCCCUCUAGUUCCUUGUCACUUCUUGUUUACGUAUCUGUUCAAAUGAGCGAGCUGAAUAAAAGCCGAUCCAGUUGUUUUAUCCCCUCUUAAGACUGCUACUCAGCUGCAGGUAGCCCAGGGUCAGCUUUCUUCCCUGCCAGCACAUCCUUGCGCCUGGCUCCGCAUCCCGCUGGCGCAGCAAGCUUCUCUCUUCCUUGCCUUUGGCGCAGAGGCAGCAGCUGGAGCUGGGCCAUCGCGGUGCUUGCCCCGAGAGGAGGGGUGGAUUACUUGCGAGGAACCCACGCCUCAUAAGCUUGCUUCCUGUGGCUCUUGGG
This is a messenger RNA of Nipponia nippon (crested ibis), 1697 nucleotides long. NCBI's taxonomy places the organism in Eukaryota, Metazoa, Chordata, Aves, Pelecaniformes, Threskiornithidae. The record is from RefSeq and is a predicted model, not a curated record.